AACCGAACUGUCUCGACACCCACCCUAGAAGUAUAGAAGAAGCAAAAUGGGGAGAGCUUUUAGCACAAUCCACAAUACCCCUCUUAACCGACGCCACCAUUUCUAAUAGAUACUCCGUACUCCAUCGCGAGGCUCCGAAUUCACAAUGCUCAGCUACUUAAGCAAGUACCUAAAUAGAGUAGUAUUCCCAGAUGCGGCUCUCCCCGGAAGCUGAGGAUUGCGUAUGACGCCACAACCCCGCUGCUCGCAAAAAGAAAAAAAGCCGCGGCGAAAUAUGAGGAUUACGUGAUACAGGUAGAAAUGUUAGGUAGACACACAGACACAGUACCUCGAAGCUGACCGCAUCUUAUUUCGAUGGAGCUUGUUCGUAUUGCCCUAGCAAACCCCCCCAAUAACAAAGCGAGAUUGCAUCUAGUCAGCAUGCAAUGCUACAGUACAUCACCUUCCUAUCCAACCGUCGGCUUGCUUUUUCGACAAGUUUAUUACCCUAUUCAGCAAGUAGUUUGAUUAGAACCAGGCGCGCAAUGCUUAUUCCAAUGACAUCCUUGACAUACCCGAGCUGAUGUUCUCUUUAUGCCUGGUGAUUGCAUCAGCACCCGAUAGUCGGGUUUCCCAAUCACUUUUUGUUCUUCAUGAUGCGUGAUUGCCAACAAUUAUUUCCUACUUUCUGUUUAUCGGUGCUCUGAUCGGUAUCAGUUUGUUCCACAGACAACAUGAAGCUGCGUUGGUUGUCAAUUGGCCUCUUGGCUCUCCUCUCGCAGGAUGCCAAGGCAUUACAAAUAAGGCGAGAUACGCCUCGAGAUCAGCUCGAUUACGAUGUCCACUAUUUCGACCAGAAAAUUAACCAUUUUCUUAACUCGGAGCAGUUCACCAAGUCCGAUCUAAGCCAUGGCACCUUUAAGCAACGAUACUAUUUCGAUAGUUCGUAUUACAAGCCAGGUGGUCCCGUGUAUCUUUACAUAUCUGGAGAGACGAGCGGACCUAGCAGGUUCUCUAACUUACAAACCGGUAUCAUCCAGAUUUUGAUGGAAGCUACCAAUGGCUUAGGUGUUAUUCUUGAGAACCGUUACUAUGGAGAAUCAUACCCUUUCAACACCAGCACCACAGAUGAGCUAUUGUUUCUCACAACAAACCAAACAAUAGCUGACAACGCCAACUUCGCUCAAAAUGCCGUAUUUCCUGGAGUCCCUGGUAACCUGACCGCCCCCAGCACCCCGUGGAUCGUGUAUGGUGGUAGCUUGGCGGGACUUCAGACAGCUUUGACCAUCAAGGUGCAUGGAGACGUCCUCUAUGGAGGCAUUGCUGCUUCGGCCCCGAUCAAGGUGAAUGUGGGCUACCCCGAGUGGUAUAACCCGAUUCAGAAAUACGCACCUCAGGACUGUGUCACUCGAAUCAAUGGGAUUAUCGAGAAAUUCGAUUCGCUCAUCGCUAGCAACAAUACCAAAGCGAUCAACAAGUUCAAGGCUCUGUUCGGACUUGAGGUGCUAACAGAUAACCGCGAUUUUGCAGCAGCCAUUGCGGAUCCUAUCGGAAACCCAGGAUUCUAUCACUCGAAUACUUGGCAAGAACUGAACUGGAACUCUACUUACGGAUCCAGAGAUUUCUUCUACUUCUGCGGAAAUGUCUCUGACAUCGACGCCCCGGCGGAGAUCUCUCAUGUAGACUGGACGUUGGCAGAUUACACCAAUGGAGAGCCUUGGGUCGGUCUUGGUGGUUACGCCAACUACAUCAAGACGUACACUCUUCCCCUGUGCCCUUUUGGGGACUACAACAGCAACGACUGUUGGGGAACCCAGAACGAAACGGCUUGGGCCAGUGUGGAGAACACUGCUACACGCUCAUAUCUGUACACUAGCUGCAUAGAACAGGGCGCAUACAUCGAAGGGCCAAAGGAGGGACCAGCUCUAUUGUCUAGUGUCAUAGAUACCAGUUAUGAGCAACAGUGGUGCACUUGGGCUUUCCCCGAAGGAAUUUACAACGCGAUCCCGUCAAGCCCGAACGUAGGCGUUUACGAUGACUAUGGUGGAUUCAACUUCAGCGCCGACAGGCUGGCAUUCAUCGAUGGUGAUCAAGAUGUGUGGAAUGAUCUAUGCUAUCACUCCAACUUCGCACCAGCGCGAACAGUGUCGUCCGACCUACACCCGGAGUACUUGAUUACCGGAGCAGGUCACCACUGGGAUUCCUAUGGUAUCUUGGAUGUCGAUGCUGAGCCUCAGUUCAUCCGCGAGGCGCACUUAUGGCAGAUUAAAACUGUGAAGAAGUGGCUUAAGACUUUUGAUGACUGGAAGAAGUCGAAGGGGAUCUAAUAGCAAAGGCUUAUUUAUGCCACUGCCUUCGAGAUAAUGAUUAUAUCUAAUGGGUUGGAUAUAGACGUCUGAGACGGCGAAUAUUACGCUUAAUGUGUAUAACUAAUAGCGGAUAGAAAAAGUAGUCUAUACAGACGCCAUUUGGGUUAUAGGUAUAGAAUGAACAUUGGC
This is a messenger RNA of Hypoxylon trugodes, 2477 nucleotides long. RefSeq names its product peptidase S28. The record is from RefSeq and is a predicted model, not a curated record. Gene Ontology annotation, biological process: proteolysis. Gene Ontology annotation, molecular function: dipeptidyl-peptidase activity; serine-type exopeptidase activity. The transcript has 9 exons. Lineage: Eukaryota; Fungi; Ascomycota; Sordariomycetes; Xylariales; Hypoxylaceae. Bases 714 to 2306 code for a protein of 530 amino acids.